AUGUAGAUGCUUUGAAUAUUUGUUACUGAGCAAAGGAGCGAACACCAAAGAGUGAAUAUUAAUGACUGAAGAGUGAGUGAACACUCAAUAAUAAAAACUGAACACUAAAGUGAAAACUGAACACUAAAGUGAAAACUGAACACUAAAGAGUGAGUGAACACUAAAGUUAAAACUGAACACUGUAGAGUGAGAAGUGAAAAGUAUACUCCAGAAUGAAUACUUCCCGGGAUAAUGUGACCGGAUCAGCUGGUAAAACGAGCAGCUUGAAACCAAACUAUGUUCUUAAGUUUACUCUCGCUGGUCAUACUAAGGCGGUCAGUUCUGUCAAGUUCAGUCCUAGUGGGGAGUGGUUAGCCAGCAGCUCAGCAGAUAAGCUAAUCAAGGUUUGGAAUGCGUACGAUGGAAAGUUUGAGAAGACUAUUUCUGGACACAAGCUGGGUAUAUCUGAUGUAGCCUGGAGUAGUGAUAGUAGACUUCUAGUCUCAGCUAGUGAUGAUAAAACUCUCAAGAUCUGGGAAUUCAGCUCUGGAAAAUGUCUGAAGACCUUAAAAGGGCACUCGAACUACGCAUUCUGCUGCAACUUCAAUCCACAAUCCAACCUCGUUGUUUCCGGAUCAUUCGACGAGUCCGUCAGGAUCUGGGAUGUAAGAACAGGAAAAUGUUUAAAAACGCUUCCCGCACACUCUGAUCCAGUCAGUGCAGUUCACUUCAACCGAGAUGGAAGUUUGAUUGUAUCCAGUAGCUACGAUGGACUUUGUAGGAUAUGGGAUACAGCCUCAGGUCAAUGUUUGAAGACUCUGAUAGACGAUGAUAAUCCUCCAGUCAGCUUUGUCAAGUUCUCUCCUAAUGGUAAAUAUAUCCUGGCGGCCACUCUGGACAACACCUUGAAGCUAUGGGACUACAGCAAGGGAAAGUGCUUAAAGACUUACACCGGGCACAAGAACGAGAAGUACUGCGUAUUUGCUAACUUCAGUGUCACAGGCGGUAAAUGGAUAGUGAGUGGAAGCGAGGACAACCAAGUAUAUAUAUGGAAUCUACAGACUAAAGAAAUCGUUCAGAAACUUGCAGGACACACUGAUGUUGUAUUGUGUACUGCAUGUCACCCAACUGAGAAUAUAAUUGCCUCUGCCAGCCUCGAGAACGAUAAGACCAUUAAACUCUGGAGAUCGGACACAUAAACUGAUCGUAUUGUACUGUACAGUGUAUAUAAAUUGUACUGUGUACACGGUACAUGCUGUGUUUUUGAUGUAUUAAAUAGAAUAAUGUGUUCUGUAAACAGUUUAAUAAACGGUGUGUGGGGGGAGGAUUUCAGUAGAAUUAACUUUAAUGUUAAUGCAAUAAAUCUUAAAAUUAAGUAUUUAUUGAACUGGUUUCAUAUUUGCUAAUGCUAGUAAAAAUGAAUGAACUAGAACCCAGCCAAAAAACUACCAGUUUUUAUCUUAAAUCUUUCUUGGUUGCGCACCCUAACAAAUACUGGAGAAUACGCUCUUCAUAUAUUUUUAAGAUAAGAUAAUAAGUGUGCUGAUGAUGUGUACACAGAAAUAUGAUCAUGUUUGUACAACUUUCCUUGUACUGCACGGUCGAUCCAUUGUAUUCUAUUGUGAAAACUUAAUUACAAUAAUUGUCUAGUAAAAAUCGUAAAAAUAAAAUUCUCUAUAUGUACAGUUUA
Eurytemora carolleeae is the source of this 1669-nucleotide messenger RNA. It is a transcript of the gene wds, whose product is annotated as protein will die slowly. The transcript has 8 exons. Gene Ontology annotation, molecular function: histone binding. Gene Ontology annotation, cellular component: Set1C/COMPASS complex. The record is from RefSeq and is a predicted model, not a curated record. NCBI's taxonomy places the organism in Eukaryota, Metazoa, Arthropoda, Copepoda, Calanoida, Temoridae. Bases 213 to 1178 code for a protein of 321 amino acids.